Molecule: messenger RNA, 300 nt
Organism: Ilex paraguariensis (yerba mate)
Lineage: Eukaryota; Viridiplantae; Streptophyta; Magnoliopsida; Aquifoliales; Aquifoliaceae
Source: the annotation of a GenBank genome assembly
AUGCAGAACAACAGGCUGAAUGGUGUAGCAAGUUUUCAUCAGGCAGUGAAAACUUCACAAGGGCAGAUGAAAUCAUGUUGUAAAUUAGUUCAAUUCGACCUGCAGACAGACCUUCAGUAUCUACUGCAAGGCUCCGUGAUUUGGGUUUUGGGCGUUUUUCAUCGCAAUCCAAGACAGAUUUCUUCUUUUCUUUCUGUUCCGAUUGGAAUCCCUACUUCACUCCUUGAGAAGAAAGAAGGGGAGAAAUCAUACUCCAAUCCAAAUGCAAAAGGUCUUCCGGGAAUGGCAAUGUUUGAUUGA